Polychytrium aggregatum is the source of this 1824-nucleotide messenger RNA. RefSeq lists its product as uncharacterized. The record is from RefSeq and is a predicted model, not a curated record. Gene Ontology annotation, biological process: protein folding in endoplasmic reticulum. The transcript is spliced from 12 exons. Bases 148 to 1692 code for a protein of 514 amino acids. Gene Ontology annotation, cellular component: endoplasmic reticulum membrane; endoplasmic reticulum. Gene Ontology annotation, molecular function: thiol oxidase activity; FAD binding; protein-disulfide reductase activity. NCBI's taxonomy places the organism in Eukaryota, Fungi, Chytridiomycota, Chytridiomycetes, Polychytriales.
CGAUAAAGCCGCCCGCUCGCCCUGCCCAGAGAGCUGCUCCGUCACCUUGGACACUCCUGUUCUGGCUCCUGGGUUGCCAAACGCCCCAUCUCCUCGAGAGCCGCUCGUCUCUGAACCGCUCACACUCGCUGCCGCUUGUCUUCCAGAAUGAAGUCGUCGUGGCUGCUGUCUCUUGCCUCAUCCUCCAUCGUCCUGGCCUUGAAGGUCCUUGCCAAGGAGCCAACGGCCUCAUCUACCGCCCAUGUGCUUGACGACCAAGGUCUCACGUACUGCACCCCCCAGGGCAUCAUCGGAGACGUUGCAACCUGCGAUUUCAAAUCCGUCGAGAACGUCAAUCGCGAGCUCGCACCCCUGAUCAGCCGACUCGUUUCCACAACAUAUUUCCGAUAUUACAAGGUCAACCUCGAACGACAGUGCCCAUUCUGGGACGACGAGCUCAAGUGCACUCAGCCUGACUGUGCUGUGGAAGAGGCCGAUGAGGAGGAGCUCCCUGAUGAGUGGAAGACCUCGUCGCUCUCAGGAGUGGACUUCACCAUCGGCGGCGCUGGGUUCUCAAGUUUCUCGAAGUGUACCUUUGGAGAAGAUGACUUUUGCCUUGUUGAAGAUGAGCUCUCGCCAGACGGCACCUACGUUGAUCUCCGUAAAAACCCCGAGCGGUUCACCGGCUACAGUGGCGAUUCGGCAACUCGAAUAUGGCGGUCGAUCUACAGCGAGAACUGCUUCCAUACCGAAGCUCAUGGGCUGGACAACCAGUGUCUCGAGAAGCGUGUCUUCCAUCGCCUGGUUUCAGGCCUGCAUGCCUCCAUCUCCACGCACAUCUGUAUCGAGCAUCUGGAUCGCAAAACCGGCGAAUGGGGACCGAAUCUCAAAUGCUUCAUGUAUCGCGUCGGAGACUUUCCUGAGCGUCUCAAGAACAUGUACUACACCUAUGCCGUUGUACUCAGGGCCAUUGCCAAGUUGUCUCCCCACCUCGGCGACUAUAAUUUUUGUGCUGGAGGCGACAAAAACUCUGGAAAGCUAACCGAGGGUAUUCUGACGGACAUUGUCAAGAUCACCGCACGGGACCCGUCCACAUUCGAUGAAACUCAACUUUUUGUUGAUUCGCAAGAGUAUUUGAAGCUGGAAUUCAAGCAAAAGUUUCGAAAUAUCACUCAAAUCAUGGACUGUGUGUCGUGCCAAAAAUGUCGCCUGUGGGGAAAGCUGCAAACAUCAGGUCUCGCAGCUGCACUUAAGAUCCUCUUUUCAGUCCAAGAUAUUUCGGGCUAUACACUACGCCGCAGCGAGCUGGUUGCUCUAUUCAAUGCCUUCCAUCGGCUGUCGGAGAGUUUGGAAGCGGUAGAAUCGUUUAGGAAGCUCUAUCACGAGUCGUUUCCAACAGAGCGCGUAACUGCCUCGGCCUCCAGGAGCGUUGAAGCCGUUCCAAGCGAAACGCCUAUCCACGAGCCUGUUGCCCUUGACAGGGACGACAACGGCAGUGCUGCAGCCGAGAGCAGCGCUCCAUCUCUAUUUUCGUUCGAGAGCAUCAUGGACUCCCAGUCUCCGUGGGGACUCUUUAUUGGAGCCGUGAUCUUUAUCUUUGGUCUGGCUCGGAUUCUCCUGCAGACCUUGAAGAAAGAGAUCCAAACCGAUGUUUCAAAGAAGUCGCAGAAGAAGCACCAGGCCAAGUCAAAGCGAAAGAUCCGCCAUGCCUGAUCUCUGCCACAACUCUAUGACCUCGGCGGCUUGGGGAGGGAUUGAGCUCGGGACAAUCAAACAGUUUGUGGCGGAGUUGCUAUCCUCGAACCCUGGCGUCAAAAGUUUACAGACAGUGCCACAUAAUGUCGU